Molecule: messenger RNA, 1437 nt
Organism: Tuber melanosporum (Perigord truffle)
Lineage: Eukaryota; Fungi; Ascomycota; Pezizomycetes; Pezizales; Tuberaceae
Exons: 4
Coding region: 149-1297 (382 amino acids)
Biological process (GO): L-serine biosynthetic process
Cellular component (GO): cytoplasm
Molecular function (GO): O-phospho-L-serine:2-oxoglutarate transaminase activity; pyridoxal phosphate binding
Source: RefSeq, a predicted model, not a curated record
AACUUUAGUGGGGCGGCCCUUCCCUUCUUCCUAUCAUACUCCUCCACCCACCAGGCCAACAUAUAUAUUCUCCCAAUCUCUCCAAAAAAGAAAAGAAAACAAAAAUAAUCUUUACCCUCCAAAAAAUCAUAUACCAGAUUCUCCAAAAAUGCCCGCCCGUGACGAGAUAACCUACUUCGGCGCUGGCCCCGCAAGCCUCCCAACUACCGUCCUCCAAAAUGCCUCCUCUGCAAUCCUCAACUUCCAAAACACCGGCCUUGGCCUAGCCGAGCACUCACAUCGCUCCGCCCUCUCUCAUGGCAUACUCGCAUCCACCGAAUCCUCUCUCCGUACUCUGCUGUCAAUCCCGGAAGACUACACUGUCCUCUUCAUGCAAGGCGGUGGAACCACUCAAUUCUCCGCAGUAGUAUACAACCUACUAGGUUACUGGGCAAGGAUGGACUACGUUGUUACAGGAGGGUGGAGUCAGAAGGGGAGUGAGGAAGCGAGGAGGCUGUUUGGGGAGGAGAAAGUCAAUGUGGUUACCGAUUCGAGGAAGGUUUUCGGAAGAUAUUGUGGGAUUGAAGAAGAGAAGGGGUGGAAGAGGACUGAAGGGGAGGAGAGAGUUUUCACGUACUAUUGUGAUAACGAGACGGUUGACGGGGUGGAGUUUCCUGGGUUUCCAAGGAGCUUGGAGGGUGGGGUUGUGGUGGCGGAUAUGAGUAGUAAUAUACUCAGUCGUAGAGUGGACGUUUCAAAGUUUCAUGUCAUCUUCGCUGGCGCACAAAAAAACAUCGGGAUAACCGGCCUCACAAUCGUAGUUCUGAAAUCCUCAAUUCUCCAAAUCCAACCAACCCCAGGCACGCUCCGCGCCUUGGGCCUCCCCGUCCCGCCAGUAAUGAUGUCCUACCCCAGCCUGGCAAAGCACAAUUCCCUCUACAACACCCUCCCCAUCUUCGACGUCUGGAUCGCCGGCGAGGUAAUGAAGGAGCUUGUUGCGGCCGGUGGCCUCGCAAAACAGGAAGAAGUUGCCAAUCGCAAAGCGGAGAGGCUAUACGCUGCCUUGGGGCGUGCGCCCGGGAUUUUCAAGGUCGUUCCACUCGAGGGCGCGCGCUCUAGGAUGAAUAUCUGCGUCAGGGCUCACCCUGCGGAGCUCGAGGGGGUCUUCUUGAGGGGCGCAGAGGAGAGGGGGUUGCUGGGGCUCAAGGGGCACAGGAGUGUCGGAGGUAUCAGGAUCAGUAAUUACAAUUCGAUCACUGAGGCUAGCGUGGAUAAACUGGUUCAGUAUAUUGACGAGUUUGUGCAGAAGAAUGCCUAGACUUGUAUCCGCUGAUAUUGGUGGUCAGAAUUGGUGGGAGAUAUUCUAGAUUUGAUAGGGUUUUGGGAUAAAAUGGGAAUGGGGGAGUUUAUGACCUUUACUUUAGCUCUUAGACUAGACUGUCAGAUCAUGAGUACUCA